Malania oleifera is the source of this 2815-nucleotide messenger RNA. Its product is annotated as pentatricopeptide repeat-containing protein At2g13600-like. Gene Ontology annotation, biological process: RNA modification. The record is from RefSeq and is a predicted model, not a curated record. Bases 239 to 2791 code for a protein of 850 amino acids. The transcript has a single exon. NCBI's taxonomy places the organism in Eukaryota, Viridiplantae, Streptophyta, Magnoliopsida, Santalales, Ximeniaceae. Gene Ontology annotation, molecular function: protein binding; RNA binding.
UUUUUUUUUUGAAGGAGGGGGGGCGUGUCAAUAUUUUGAAGAAAAAUUUGGCAGAGAAGAUAUUUCGAACCGAAGCAUGGAACUAUGGAAGGAGCUUUGGCCAACACGAAAAUCCCCACAUACCAUAUCUCAAUUUUUCUCAUCGCCGUCUCUCCACUGUGUUACUGUGUAGUAACCUUUCAAAUUGCUUAAUAUCAUAAGUUUCUGUAGCUCUGUUGUUUCCUUCGCCGGCGCCAAAAUGCAAAUACUGCCGGUAAAACCCAUAACUCACCCUCCACCGGCACCGCUCCACCAUGGCUCAGACACUGCCCUUCACAAAUCCAGUACCCUUUGCUUUCAAAAACCAGACCCGUCUCACCACCCCCCGUCCCUCUCUCUCCGGUCGGACUUCUCCCAUUUCUCCGUUCUUGACAAACCAGUGAGCUCAAGCACUUAUGCUUCCCUGCUGGACUCUUGCGCUUGCCCAAAUCUUGGUAAACAGAUUCACGCCCACACUCUCAAAACCGGGUUUCGUGGGCACGAGUUUGUGGAGACUAAAUUGCUUCAAAUGUAUGGGAAGUUUGGUGAUUUGGGGAAUGCAGUGUUGGUGUUUGAGAAAAUGCCACAAAGAAACUUGUACUCUUGGACGGCGGUUCUGAGUGUGCAUGUGGGUCGUGGUUUGUUUGAGGAAGCUUUUGCCCUGUUUCGAGAACUGAUGUUUGAGGAUGUUGGGUUGGAUUUCUUUGUGUUUCCCGUAGUGUUGAACAUCUGCAGUGGGCUUGGUACGGUGGAAUUGGGCAGGCAGGUGCAUGGGUUUGUGGUAAAGUAUCGGUUCGUUUCGAAUGUUUAUGUGGGUAAUGCUCUGAUUGAUAUGUAUGGUAAGUGUGGAAGCUUGGAUGAUGCUAAGAAUGUUUUGAGUACGAUGCCGGAAAGAGAUUGUGUUUCUUGGAAUUCUCUUGCUACGGCUUGUGCUGCCAAUGGGAUGGUCUAUGAAGCAUUGGAGUGUCUAGAAAGGAUGUCAGAUUUGGAUAACUCGACGCCUAAUCUGGUUUCUUGGAGUGCAGUCAUUGGUGGGUUCUCACAAAAUGAGUACGAUGAAGAAGCCAUUGAGCUACUAUUCAGAAUGCAACAAACAGGGUUCAAACCAAAUGCUCGAACCCUGGCAAGUGUUCUUCCUGCUUGUGCUCGGUUACAGAGGCUAAGCCUUGGCAAAGAAAUCCACUGCUAUGUCAUAAGACAUGGGUACAUGUCCAAUUCUUUUGUUGUGAAUGGAUUAGUUGAUGUGUACAGGAGAUGUGGCAAAAUGGGAAGUGCCUUCAAGAUCUUUUCGAAGUUCUCUAUCAAAAAUGUCGUCUCGUUUAACACAAUGAUUGCUGGAUACUGCGAGAAUGGGGACAUUUACAAGGCCGAGAAUCUGUUCGAGCGGAUGGAGCUAAGGGGAAUCAAGAGGGAUCUAAUUUCAUGGAAUUCAAUGAUGGCGGGUUAUGUAAAUAACUCCCUCUAUAAUGAGGCUUUGAGCAUUUUUCUAGAUUUGCUCAUGGAAGAAGGGAUUGAAGCUGAUUCUUACACUCUAGGGAGUUCUAUUACCGCUUGUGCUGAUUUGGGUUCUUUGAGACUAGGAAAGAGCAUACACUCCCAAACAAUUGUUAGAGGCCUGCAAUCUAAUCCAUUCGUUGGGGGAACACUGAUAGAAAUGUACUGUAAAUGCCAAGACCUAAGGGCUGCUCAAAUGGCAUUUGACGAAGUAAAUGAACCUGAUACGGCAACAUGGAAUGUUUUGAUAUCAGGAUAUGCUCAUUGUGAUCAGAUUGAAAACAUCCAGGAUCUUCUGCAAGAGAUGAAAAGAUAUGGUUUUGACCCAGAUGUAUAUACAUGGAAUGGUAUUCUUGCAGGUCAUGUGGAAAAUGGCCACCAUGAGUUGGCUUUGCAACUGUUCUCUGAACUUUAUACUUCAAAUUUGAGGCCUGACAUCUACACUGUUGGGAUAAUCAUACCUGCUUGUGCCAGAUUGCCAACAAUAGAAAGAGGCAAGCAAGUUCAUGCACAUUCAAUCCGGAGUGGGUAUGAUACAGAUGUUCACAUUUGUGCAGCCAUUGUGGACAUGUAUGCAAAAUGUGGAAGUAUAAAACAUGCGAUUCAGGCUUACAAUAGGAUCUCAAACCCUAAUUUGGUUUCCCAAAAUGCUAUGCUCACUGCAUUUGCAAUGCAUGGGCAUGGGAAGGAGGGAAUUGAUCUAUUCCAGAAAAUGCUCAGAGAUGAUAUCGUACCUGACCACGUGACUUUCCUAUCAGUUCUUUCUUCAUGCGUGCAUGCUGGAUCUGUUGAGACUGGACAGGAGUUCUUGAACUUGAUGGGGGAGUACAAUCUGGAACCCACAUUAGAGCACUACACAUGUAUGGUUGACCUCCUAAGUCGUGCAGGUAAACUAGAUGAAGCUUAUAAGCUCACUGAGAAAAUGCCCAUGGAACCUGAUUCUGUGGUUUGGGGUGUUUUGCUUGGAGGUUGCAGUAUCUGUGGGAAUUUGGAGCUGGGACAAAUUGUAGCAGACAAACUUAUAGAACUUGAACCAAAUAACACAGGUCAUUACAUUCAAUUGGCAAACUUAUAUGCUUAUGCAGGGAGAUGGAACGAUCUAGCUAGAACAAGACAGAUGAUUAAGGAUAGAGGAAUGCAAAAAAAUCCAGGAUGCAGCUGGAUUGAGGAUAGAGAUGAGAUCCAUGUGUUUCUUGCCGCUGAUAGAUCCCAUAGGAGAACAAAUGAGAUUUAUGGAACUCUAAAUAAUUUAAGCAUUCAUAUGAAAAAAGUGCCAUAGAAAUAGUGCCUAAUUUCAGAGCAA